Molecule: messenger RNA, 986 nt
Organism: Prorocentrum cordatum
Lineage: Eukaryota; Dinophyceae; Prorocentrales; Prorocentraceae
Source: the annotation of a GenBank genome assembly
AGGGCCGUUUUGGCACAGGCCGUUUUGGCGGCGCCGUUCUGGAACGGACCCGCCGACAUGGAGACCGGCGGCGCUCCCCUUGGCGAGGUCGCAGAGGGCAGCGGCCCAGAGGAGAUCAGAGCUGUGCUUGCUGCCUGGUGCAAGCGCGUGAAUUUGGAGGUCAGUCCUCCGUUUCUCGUCGGCUGGUACAACCAUGCGCGGACCGAGACGGCGGGCGGGUCCCAGAUGAUCGAAGCGCCUGACAACGCGGUCGCAUUCACCCUCCACUCCGUGCCCGGCUACCUCGACGUGGUCGUUGAGCACUUUGCCCGCGCGAGGCCGAGCAGGUCGUUCGUGGACGCGACCACAGACGAGAUCCUGGCCUGGAUUCGCGAGCGGCUGCCAGCAGAGCUCUGCCCGCACGUGGUCAACACGGACGUGGGCCCCCCCUACUACCACGUGCAGACCAUGGGCGCCGUGGCCGGCGUGGACCAGCACAUAGAGCCCGACGAGUUCCAGGACCCUGAAGACGUCGAGUGGAAGGAGGAUCUCAGCGACCGCCUCGCGGACACGCGCGACCCCAAGAUGUGGGGCACGGACCCCGCGACGCGGCGCAAGAUCUUCGCGGUGAACGUCCACCCCGACUGGGGGGGGUGGUACGCCUACCGCGCUCUGGUCGUGCUCCGCGGGCUGGAGGCCGCCGGCCUGGAGAGGCCCGCGCCGAAGAGCUUCGUGCCCCCUGCGGAGGGCAGGCGCAUGCUCACGGAAUACAACCUGCGGCACCAGGAGUGUCUGUGGCGCGACCUCACUGCGGAGGGCCAUCUGGCUGAGAGGCGCUAUAGCCCGGAGGAGUAUUUCUUUUUCAUGGAGACGUCCGGCGAAAAGAGGCGGCGCUUCCUGGAGUUGAGCGCGGCGCGGCUUCCCACUUCGCUUGAGCCCCGUCUGCCUCAGCUGGGAGCGCCUACUGGAACGCCAGCGGGUGCUGUCACGGAGGGGUGAAGAACGCG